Molecule: messenger RNA, 2051 nt
Organism: Sorghum bicolor (sorghum)
Lineage: Eukaryota; Viridiplantae; Streptophyta; Magnoliopsida; Poales; Poaceae
Product: protein DETOXIFICATION 21
Exons: 9
Coding region: 50-1627 (525 amino acids)
Biological process (GO): xenobiotic detoxification by transmembrane export across the plasma membrane
Cellular component (GO): membrane
Molecular function (GO): antiporter activity; xenobiotic transmembrane transporter activity
Source: RefSeq, a predicted model, not a curated record
AUCUUGAACAUUCGUCGUCCUCGCCCGCUCCCCAACCAUUAACGACGGCAUGGAGAAGAGCACUGGCGGCGCUAAUGGCGGAGAGGCGGCGGAGGAGGCGAAGGUGCCUCUGCUGCAGCCAAGGGCGGCGGCAGUAGGAGGCGGAGGAGGAGACAGCAAGGCGGCGGCGGAGGAGGAGGACAGGGCGGCGGUGGCAGCGGAGGACGCGUCGUGGUCGACGCUGCCGCUGCGGCGGCGCGCGUGGGAGGAGAACAAGAAGCUGUGGGUGGUGGCGGGGCCGUCCAUCUUCACGCGCUUCGCGUCCUUCGGCGUCACCGUCAUCAGCCAGGCCUUCAUCGGACACAUCGGCGCCACCGAGCUCGCCGCCUACGCACUCGUCUCCACCGUCCUCAUGAGGUUCAGCAACGGCAUCCUGCUGGGCAUGGCAAGUGCGCUGGAGACACUAUGUGGGCAAUCCUACGGCGCGAAGCAGUACCACAUGCUGGGGAUCUACCUGCAGCGGUCCUGGAUCAUCCUCUUCGCCUGCUCCGUCGUCCUUCUUCCAGUCUACCUCUUCACGGAGCCACUGCUAGUGGCGCUGGGCCAGGACCCGGAGAUCUCGGCGGUGGCGGGGACCAUCUCGCUGUGGUACAUCCCCGUCAUGUUCUCCUACGUCUGGGCAUUCACGCUGCAGAUGUACCUGCAGGCGCAGAGCAAGAACAUGAUCAUCACCUACCUCGCCGUGCUCAACCUCGGCCUCCACCUCGUCCUGUCCUGGCUCCUGGCCGUCAGGCUCCAGCUCGGCCUCGCGGGUGUCAUGGGGUCCAUGGUCAUCGCCAUGUGGAUCCCCGUGUUUGGGCAGCUCGCCUUUGUCUUCUUUGGUGGUUGCCCUCUCACGUGGACAGGCUUCUCGUCUGCUGCGUUUGCUGACCUUGGUGCCAUCAUCAAGCUCUCGCUAUCUUCUGGUGUCAUGCUCUGUUUGGAAUUGUGGUACAACACCAUAUUGGUGCUCCUCACAGGAUACAUGAAGAAUGCAGAGAUUGCACUGGAUGCCCUUUCGAUAUGCCUUAAUAUCAACGGUUGGGAGAUGAUGGUUUCUAUUGGCUUUUUGGCUGCAGCAGGAGUGCGAGUGGCAAAUGAGCUUGGAGCUGGAAGCGCAAGGAGGGCCAAGUUUGCGAUUUACAAUGUCGUCAUCAUUUCUUUCUCGAUCGGAUUUGUGUUGUUUGUGCUCUUCCUUUUCUUCCGUGGAAGCCUUGCCUACAUAUUUACUGAAAGUCAAGCGGUAGCUAAAGCAGUCGCCGACCUUUCGCCUCUGCUAGCCUUCUCCAUAUUGUUGAACAGUGUUCAACCAGUGCUAUCAGGUGUCGCUGUUGGUGCGGGCUGGCAAAGUGUAGUCGCCUAUGUUAAUGUUACGUCAUACUACCUGAUUGGCAUUCCUCUUGGAGCAGUCCUGGGCUAUGUGGUGGGGCUUCAUGUAAAGGGCAUUUGGAUCGGAAUGCUGCUUGGAACACUAGUCCAAACUAUUGUGCUUCUCUUCAUAACGUUAAGGACUGACUGGGAAAAACAGGUGGUGACUGCUCAAGAGAGACUAAAGAAAUGGUACAUGGAAGAGAAUAGAAGACUGCAGGCCUCUAGGAGAAAUCCUUGAGCCAGCCCUUCAAAGCUGGGCUUUUGCAGGUUGUUAACACAUUUACUAGGCACCUUGAGUCGCUUUGGCAGAUACUAUGAUUUUGUAUCCACCAUCACUAUCAGCAGCAGUAGGAAAGAAAAAAAAAACAUUGUGUUAUUUGCCAGUGGCAAGCCAUAUGUGAGAGAGCCUCAUAUGUUGGCUAAGUGCGAGUUUUGGCUCAGUUUUGGGCGUAUGCUAAUGUUCUAAUCAGAGCAGUGGUUGAGGUUUGGGAUAUCCAUAACUGUAACUGUGUCUGUAAAUUUUCUUAUAACUAGUUGGUGUUGGGCAUGUGAAUCCAUUGAGCUGUUGUUCUUGUUUACCUACCUUUUGUUGACUUCAAAUAUGUAAUCCUACUUAUUUUGGCCAAAUGAAAUGGACGAGCAUGGUGUGCAUAGUUUUGCAA